Molecule: messenger RNA, 809 nt
Organism: Oncorhynchus gorbuscha (pink salmon)
Lineage: Eukaryota; Metazoa; Chordata; Actinopteri; Salmoniformes; Salmonidae
Product: macrophage migration inhibitory factor-like
Exons: 3
Coding region: 108-452 (114 amino acids)
Molecular function (GO): cytokine activity; phenylpyruvate tautomerase activity
Source: RefSeq, a predicted model, not a curated record
UAAAAAAUCAGAGAAGAACGAGCUACCUUCCAGAUUGCAUCCGCAUCAGAGCUGAGUUGAACACGGUUAAAAUUCCUGCAACACAGAACUUCAGCGAAGUUAUCAACAUGCCUAUGUUUUUGGUAAAUACUAAUGUGGCCAAGAGUGACAUUCCGCCUGCACUGUUGUCUGAGGCCACAGAGGAACUGGCCAAGGCGAUGGGCAAACCUGUGCAGUACCUUGCUGUGCACAUCAUCCCAGACCAGUUGAUGAUGUUUGGAGGGAAAGGAGACCCUUGUGCUCUCUGCUCCCUUCACAGCAUUGGAAAGAUCGAAGGAGCACAGAAACAAUACUCUAAACUACUGUGUGGACUGCUCAACAAACACCUGGGCAUCUCCCCCGACAGGAUCUACGUGAACUUCUUUGACGUGGAGGCAGCGAACGUAGCCUGGAACAACUCUACCUUCGGCUGAUCAGGGGAUCUGAACUUCAAUGGGAGCUGACCCCUCCUUUCCCCCACACCUUAAUAACGGUAGUACAGCAUUAGAGUAGGCUGUGGGGAGACCAGCAGAGAUGCCCAGUUUCUGGGCUGAUUUAGAGCAGCAUUGAUAAAUGAACCCUUACUUUAUGCAGACCCUUGGCUUAUGCAGACCCUUGGUUUAUGCAGACCCUUGGUUUAUGCAGACCCUUGGUUUAUGCAGACCCUUGGUUUAUGCAGACCCUUGGUUUAUGCAGACCCUUGGUUUAUGCAGACCCUUGGUUUAUGCAGACCCUUGGUUUGUACUGGACCCUUGGCUUUGAUGUUCCAAUAAAGUGAUUCUCAUUGAUCA